This is a messenger RNA of Entrophospora candida, 712 nucleotides long. The record is from the annotation of a GenBank genome assembly. Lineage: Eukaryota; Fungi; Glomeromycota; Glomeromycetes; Entrophosporales; Entrophosporaceae.
AUGUCAUACCAAAAUGUUGAAUUCAAUGCUGCAGCAAAAGAAGAAUUUAAAGAAAAAUUUCUAAAUUUGAAAGAAAAAUGGAAAUUGCCAUCUGGGAAUUAUCUUCACAGCUUCAUUCUUGACACGAGUGAUAAAACAGUUAUGAAUUUAUUCAACAAUUCUGAUAGGCUACAUAUUAAAUCUAGUAAUCUUUUCCCAGAACCUGAAUUAAAUGAUGAUAUCAUGGACUUUCUGAAAACUCCACAAGAUUUGAGAAAGAUAGUUAACAAUGGCAUUAAUUUAACUACCUACAAUCCAAAAAAUGAUUUUGAUAAGCACUACAUACAUGGAGUAUUUUCAAAUUUGGGAGAAGGUUGCUCUCGUGCUUCAGGACAAAUGAUGAAUGCUAAAAGAAAAAGCCCCAAAAAAAGAAAGAAGAUGGGUAGGAAAUGUGAUGGAAUUCUUCGUGAAAGAGGUGCAUCUAAUGAGUAUGCCGUGAUUGAAGAAGGAAAAGAAUGGGAUGGCAAAGAUGGAACUAAAUAUUUGGCAGAUGGAUCUAUAAAGUUACCUAAACAUUUAGUAAUGGAUAUACCUUCAGGCAGUGUUUGCAGGCUUCGUAGAUAUCCCAUUACAAAAGUUCCAACAAGUUUGGCUGAUGUGGAUGAACUAAUUAAAAUGAUACACAGCAUGUUAAUUGCUAAGUUAUGUCUUAGAAGAUGUUUAGAAUUAACAA